AUGGUAGCAUACUGCAACUUCUCUGGCCCCUCCACUUCUGGAAAAUCUCCAUCAAUGGCGAGAUUGAAUCCCAAGUUUUUAGAUCCGCUUUUAUGUGGUUUUGAUGUUGCCAUCAUCAACCUGCUACAAAAGUUAAGAGUUAAGACUUCAAAAGUUCAGUUACACUUAUUUGCACAUGGCAGAGUUAUGGUCAUGAAACGGGUCAGUUGGGAUACCAUGAUGAAACAAGGGCCACUCCACUUUGCCCCAACAUCGGCCCAAUACCCAUGUUAUAACGCUAUAAAGACACUAAAAGCACCUGUAACUUUGGACAAAUGCUUGGAAGCCAUUAAAACAUGCGUUUUUGUCGCAUCCAAUUAUCCGGUCAUCCUCACUCUCGAAGAUCGUCUUACUCCUGAUCUUCAAGCCAAAGUUGCAAAGAUGGUAACCGAAACAUUUGGAAAUGUGCUAUACAAGUACACUGGAUCCGACCUUAUGAAAGAUUUUCCAUCCCCAGAAUCAUUGAAAAGACGGAUUGUUGUCUCAACAAAACCACCAAAAGAGUAUCUUGAUACUCCCCGGAGUACGACAGGACAAAAUGAGAGCUCACUGAACGUUAAAGCCUCGUCUGAAGAGGAUGAUGAGAACAAGGAUGAAGACUUUCAAGAUGAAGAAGAGAUUGUGAAACAAAAUGUGGAGUCGGAAUACAAGCAGCUGAUAGCAAUCCACGCAAAGAAACUAAACGGAGGAGUGAAAGACUGGCUACAGGACGAUCCUACAGCAGCUAAACGUAUUAGCUUAAGGGAAACAAGACUUGAAAAGGCCAUUGAGAAUCAUGCAAAAGAUGUCAUUAGGUUUACCCAAAGGAACUUGUUAAGGAUAUUUCCGAAAGGCUCACGAGUUGACUCAUCAAACUACAAUCCUUUAGUGGGUUGGACUCAUGGGGCUCAAAUGGUUGCAUUUAACAUGCAGACCCAUGGUAGGUCAUUGUGGUUGAUGCAAGGACUGUUCAGAGCCAACGGAGGCUGCGGGUAUGUGAAGAAACCAGAUUUGUAUCUCAAAAAUGGCCCUGAUGACAAGAUCUUCGAGCCUAAAUCAACACGUCCUGUGAAAAAGACUCUUAAGGUUAAAGAGUAUAUGGGGGAUGGGUGGCAUUUGGAUUUCAAAAGAACACAUUUCGACAUUUACUCACCACCAGAUUUCUAUGUCAAGGUUGGAAUUGCUGGAGUUCACGCUGAUUCAACAAUGAAGAAAACGAAAAUCAUACAAGACGCUUGGACACCAAAAUGGGAAGAAGAGUUUGAGUUCCCAUUGACAGUUCCAGAGCUUGCAUUGCUUCGUGUUGAGGUACAUGAAUAUGACAUGACCGAGAAGGAUGAUUUUGGAGGUCAAACUUGUCUUCCUGUAUUUGAACUCAGGUCAGGGAUUCGAGCUGUACCUCUUCAUGAUCAAAAGGGUGAUAAAUACAAAUCUGUUAAGCUUCUUAUGCGUUUUGAGUUUCUAUAAAGUGCAAUGUCUGCCAACUAUCUGCAGUUUGCCUUUAUAAUGCGUUACAACAUAUGUUUUUGUGAAUGUUUAACCAAUGUAAUACUUUAUGUAUGUAUAAGAUUAUGGAUUAAAUACUCAGAUAAGUAAUACAUUGUUAUCAUUUUUGGCAAC
Molecule: messenger RNA, 1638 nt
Organism: Erigeron canadensis
Lineage: Eukaryota; Viridiplantae; Streptophyta; Magnoliopsida; Asterales; Asteraceae
Product: phosphoinositide phospholipase C 2-like
Exons: 9
Coding region: 1-1485 (494 amino acids)
Biological process (GO): lipid metabolic process; phosphatidylinositol-mediated signaling
Molecular function (GO): phosphatidylinositol-4,5-bisphosphate phospholipase C activity
Source: RefSeq, a predicted model, not a curated record